Molecule: messenger RNA, 6849 nt
Organism: Taeniopygia guttata (zebra finch)
Lineage: Eukaryota; Metazoa; Chordata; Aves; Passeriformes; Estrildidae
Product: protocadherin beta-16
Biological process (GO): homophilic cell-cell adhesion
Cellular component (GO): plasma membrane
Molecular function (GO): calcium ion binding
Source: RefSeq, a predicted model, not a curated record
UGCGGGGCUGGCAGCGCCGGAGAGCCCCGCAGAAACGCCCCGGAUGCUCCGGAAUAAGCCCCGGUUUGGUUUAAAGCCUUUCCAAAGGAUGUGCUGGGAAUCGCCGCAUCGAGACGUGCCUGGAAAAGCCAAGCGCACAAGGUGAAACAGGGAGUGUGAAGGACGGAGAGGCCUCCCAGGCCCAUCCGUGCGGGAUUUGGGAGGAUUUCACCGAAGAUUUGGGGUAGCACAGGGUCGGUUGGUUGGUAAGCACAGAGUUACUAGCGGGAGGAAUAAACAUUUGCUUAUAACAGACUGGUGGGGAAAGCACUCGCUGUACUGAGUGCAGACAGAGGGAGGAGGCUGGUGUAUCUCUUGAAAAAUGAGCCUCAGAACAGGUACCCGUGGUAUUGACAACAAAACCGAGAGCUAGAAGGUUAGGAAUUAUUCUCCCUGCUUUCCUCAGCUUUGCAUCCAGCUAAGAGCUCCAGCCCCAGUUCCGCAGGAUAGCUGGGAAUUCGGGAUGCAGCCUGAUCGUUACAGAGACAAAAGAAAUCCAUCCUGGGAGCUCUCUGGGAAGGAGAGGUCGGGAGUGUUGAUCCAUCCUUGCACUCGGGCAUGGAAAACGCUGUGACUCUGGGAAGUAUCUGUUCCUCUGCUCUGCAGGCUCCUCUCACACCAUCCUAUCCUCAGGGUGUGCUGAAGGGGAGCGGACAGUGGCUCCAGAGAUGGAGAAGAAGCCUUUAUCUGAGGGGACCACAAAACCGGGCACGGUUUCAUUCAGCAGAUCUGAAUUCCCAUAUGAAAGAUCAAGAAGGAUUUUGGAAAUUGAAGUUGCUCACAGGCUUCGGAACUUCGGGCAGAAUUUUCUUUUAGCACCUCUGUGUUCUGAAACAAGGAGCCAUACCAGGAACUGAGCAGGAUAUGCUGCUGUAAUGCUUUUCUAGCAUAAAGCUUUAAAUGACAGAGUGAAGAGAGAUGGUUUUUUGGUUCUUCUUAGAAAAAAUGUCAUCACUAAAACAAAAUAUGAGGAAGCCUGUGGUAUCACGGUAUGCCCGAGGAGAUAAGUGAAUUCUCUGGCACAUUCAUGCAAAUCUUUCUUAUAAUGGGUAUAGUUCCUGCGUUUGUCCUAAAAUACAGUUGCCUCCGUCUGGCAUUGUUCAAACUUUUUUUUUUUUUAAUGAAUACCCAUCCAUUUCACUGUUGUGACCCAAAGGAAAACACCAGCAUUAGCUCUGCACGGUAAAUGACUCUCUUUAUAAUUUCUCUAAAAUCUGAAAAAAUAUAAACGUCUGUUGAAGAGCAGAAUCUUCUGAUGAGCAAAGAUAUUGUUACAGCCAAGAGCUCCGUUAGGGAUCACUGUUCUUCUUACACCCUUCUACAGCUGGAGCUGAAGGACACGAUUUCCUCUCUGAAAUGAUGGCAGCAAAAAUAACUGAGCUCCUGCUCUCAGGGUAAGAAAUGUCAGUGGAAGCGCUUCUCGGCCUGUGUCUUUCCCCGUGCUGCGCAGUGAUGCCAAGAUUAGGAUAAGUAGAAGGAAAUACAUAUUUCCCCCUCGGAGGUGAAAAAAGGCACAAAGCAAGUGGAUUACAGGUGUCACAGUUAUUUCUGCAUGGGAAAAUAAAAGAGAGAAGCCACUUUCCCAGCACAUCUGCUGCUGUGCUUAGACUACGGUUUGACUUCUCUCUUGGGGAUAAUGAUGGCAGCUCGAGCCAUGGAUGUGUCCCUGGAAGGGAAGAAAGGAGGAGCUGCCCUUUGAUGUAUGUCAGUGGUUUAGAUCUUAUCACGAGUCCAAAUCAAGGGUCAAUAAGAGGAAAUUACUUCUUUCGCGCAAGAUCUUCGGGAACCCGAAGUCAACCCUAGUUGUUGUUUUCUCCUACUGAUACAGGCACGAAGUUUUUUUUAUUUUAAAACAAAUUAAGACAUCAGAAGAUUUCUAGGACUUGACCUCUUGAGUUAUUGUUUGACAGCGUCACUCCUUUUAGCAAACAAAAAUAAGGGGGAAACGUCUAGGGAAUUAAAGAAAAGGUACCAAACCCAAGAGGGUUGUGAUACUUUAUAAUAAUAAUUUUUAAUAGCGUAGUUUCUUUUGUAGUAAAAUCCGAACUAAAAAUGCUCGAGGCACAGGUAAAUAAUACAAGCACUAUUUUGUUCCCUCCUUCAUUUUUUAAUUCUCUAAGAGAAAGGUUGGACUGGGCUCGCAGGCAGCUGUGCACAUCUUCAGUGCAUGCGUCGCAGAAGCAGUCCAGGCGUAAAUCUGUCUUUGGGGCCAGCCGUGCCUGCCUGACGCUGAGGUUUUUAUCUGGUUCCCGGCACGAAUUCUGCCUCCCAGUACCCCUCGAUAUCCUCUUCCACCUCCGUUUUCCCACGGUUGUUCCUAACAGGUCUGCUCUAGACAUCUCCCUCUUAGCGAGUUUGAUUCUGCCUCUAAUCAUCUCAUCAUAAGCCUUGCAAAUUUCUGGAGCCCCCCUCAAACCCUUCGUAAUCAAUUAGUUCUUUUCCAUGACAUUUUUUAUUUUGAGAAUCUUUAGAACUUUUUUCUUUUCCUUUAUCUUUUACAGAGUUUUGUGUUGAACCUCUGAGGUCUACGUUUCAGUUAUUCUUUUAAUGGCCUGUCAAUUAGCGUGAUCAAUUAGCCUUAUCUUUGCUAUUGUCUCCGUUAGCUCCUCACUGGUGUUUGUGUAAGGAGUUUAGCUCAGAACCUCCCUGUUUGUUUCUUUGCCUUUCAUAUUAACCGGCUGUGGGCCAUACAUCCUAAGGCAGAUACGGGACUGCAAGUUUAGCAUCUUUUUCACGUAAAAAAGUGUAAAAGUCAGGCGAGGUGUGAUACCCAGUAAGAAAAGAACAGCUUUAGGAUAAUGUGUCCUAGGACAACUUUAUCAUUCUGCUGUGGUGGCGUCCUGGGGUGAUACUGAAACGUUUACUUAGGGACAAUUCCUUGUGAGCUCUCUGGCAACAGCUCUCAUUUUCAAAAGUUCUCUGACUUGCCCCGCUUGCUAAUCGCCCUGUGCUGAUUAACAAGUGGAGAAGAGAAGGAAAAUCUCUUCUGUGGCAGUGGAACUUGCCGUGUCUACACGACGCAAACCAAAAGCUGUGUAUGAAGAGUUCGUGGUGGCGAGUUGGGAUGUGAUACCCAGAGCAGAGCUCUGUACGCGGGAGCUCUCUCCGAGAGAGGAGAGCUUUUACACCGCACCUUUUUCUUCUCUUUGGCACAAAGAGUGCGGGUUCAAGCAGCAAACCCCGAACCAGCAGCGCUGCCCCGAUUGAGAAGAAAUAUUCCCCCUGCCGACGCUGGGUGGGGAUGUUGGCCGCGGACCGGAGCGUUCCUCGGUCCGCCCAGGGUUUGCAGACACAGGGAGACAAAAAAACCGUGUGGGCUGAGCUGCUCGCAGAGGAGUCGGAGCACUCCGGGGCUUCCAGAUUCCUUCACCCCAGGAUUGCUGGCCCACACCGCUCUUUUUGGGACGCUACUAAAAAAAUGCUGGGAGCCACCGAGGACGGUGGACGUCUUUUUUGGAGAGUGAUGACGUGUGGGAGAAGGAGCGGAGACAGAAAGAGGCAAGUGAUCCUGUUUAUUCUGUAUGUUUGCGUGUGUCAGAGCGGGGCUGAAACCCUCCGCUACUCUCUGCCGGAGGAAAUGGAGAGGGACUCCUUUGUCGCCAAUAUCGCCAAGGACCUGGGGGUUCCUCUGAGCCAGCUUGCGGCUCGCAAAGCCCGCGUUGUGUCCGAGGGGAACGAGCAGCUUUUCCGGCUCAAUCAAAACACCGGAGUCCUGACGGCAAAGGAAUCGCUGGACCGGGAGGAGAUCUGUCCUCAGAGCGACACCUGCACGCUCAUCUUUAAGAUAUUCUUUGAAAAUCCGUUGCAGCUUAUCCGAGGGGAGGUGGAAGUUCGUGACGUAAACGACAAUUCGCCCGUGUUCCCGGAGAAGGAGAUGGUUUUAAAAAUUCUAGAAACAGCAUCUCCUGGCUCCCGUUUCCCCCUGGAAAGCGCCCAGGACAAGGACGUGGGCAUUAACGGUUUGCAGAACUACAGCCUCGGGCCCAAUCCUCAUUUCUCCCUCGCUGUUGGAACAGCGAAAGAUGGAGUAAAAUACCUGGAACUUGUUCUACAGCGCCAGCUCGAUCGUGAAGAGCAGGCAGAACUGAAUUUACUUCUGACCGCCACCGAUGGGGGGUCACCACCCAGGUCGGGCACGGCUCAGGUCCGAAUCGUGGUUGUGGAUGCCAAUGACAAUAUUCCUGUCUUCGAGAGGGAGACCUACGAGGUGCGCCUGGCUGAGAACAGCCCCCUGGAGCAGCUGGUGGUCAGAGUCGCUGCCGCGGAUCCCGACGAAGGGUCCUACGGGGAAGUGCGUUAUGCCUUUACCCAGACAUCAGAGCGAUCCCGGCAGCUCUUCCAGCUGAACCCGACCACCGGUGAAAUACGAGUCGCGGGCAAGCUGGAUUUUGAGGAAGCAAAAUCCCACAAGAUGGUGGUGAAAGCCACGGACGGCGGAGAGCUGUCUGGGCAUUGCAAAGUGCAGGUGGAGGUCCUGGACGUGAAUGACAAUGCCCCGGAGAUAGCGCUCACCUCCCUCAGCGCCUCCAUUCCCGAGGACGCCCCGCCACGCACCGUGGUGGCUCUGUUCAGUGUGCGGGACCGGGACUCCGGGGACAACGGCAGGACGGAGUGUUCCAUCGACGGGGACUUGCCGUUCAGUCUCGCCCCCACUUUUGAUAAUUACUAUGAACUGAGAACAAACGCGGCUCUGGACAGGGAGAGGACGGCGGAGUAUAACAUUACCAUCACAGCCAUGGACUGGGGCAGGAAGCGGCUGAGCUCUCAGGAAACCAUCUUCGUGAAGAUAUCGGAUGUGAACGACAACCCCCCAGAGUUCACCCAGGAGGUUUACACCAUGUCUGUCACGGAGAACAACAGCCCCAUGCUCCGGAUCGGCAGCAUGAAGGCCACGGACGCCGACGCAGGAAUAAAUGCCCGUGUGAACUACGCGCUGGUGCGGGAUGAGGGCAAAGAGCAGCCCGAAGUGUCAGUCAACGCUGAAAACGGGGAUGUUUAUAUCCUCCGCCCGCUGGACUACGAGAAGGUGCGCGCCUUGGAGGUGACAGUGCGCGCAGCCGACGGCGGCUCCCCGCCGCUCAGCGCCCAGGCCGUGCUGCGCAUCGUCGUGCGGGACGAGAACGAUAACGCGCCCGUGCUGCUGCACCCGGGCCCCGACAGCAGCGCGGCCGGAGAGCUGGUGCCACGCUGGGCACCCUCCGGCUACCUGGUGGCCAAGGUGGUGGCGGUGGACGCGGACGCGGGGCAGAACGCGUGGCUGUCGUACGAGCUGGCCAAGGCCACGGAGCCGGGGCUGUUCCGCGUGGGGCUGCACAGCGGCGAGGUGCGCACGGCGCGGGCCGUGACAGAGAGGGACGCGCCCCGGCAGAGGCUCAUCGUGCUGGUGCAGGACCGUGGGCAGCCGUCGCGCUCUGCCACUGCCACCCUCGCCGUGGCACUGGUAGACGGCUUCUCCGAAGCCCAUUUGCGGGUGAGUGAGGAGGCACCGGCCGCCGAGCCCGACGGGCCGCUUACUCUUUACCUCAUCGCCUCCCUCGUGUGCGUGUCGGCGCUGUUCCUCGCCACCGCGGCGGCCGCCGUGGUAGUGAAGGUGCGGCGGGCCAGGCGGAGCGAGACGGAGAAUUUGCCCACAUUCCCGACGACUGGCACGGAGAGCAGCGCGGGCUCCUUGCCCCGCAGCUACGUGUACGACGUCUGCUUCGCCGCCGGGACCGUCAACAGCGAGUUCCGUUUCCUCAGGCCGCUCUUCCCCUGCUUCCCCGCCGGGCUGCCUCCCGGCCCGGGCGAGCAGAGGAGCUCGGUGUGCUCGCAGGAUGCGGCCAACUUCGGCGGCGAGGGCGACUGGACUGCACAGGGCAGUGCUCCCCUCUCUGAAGAUACAAGGCCCAGAGCUGCAGAUGCAGUUUGCCCCGCAAACAGGGAGCUGGAGCUAAAUGCCAGUUCUGAGCAAAACCCUUGGCUCACCCAUCAAUAAAUGGAAAGAAAGACAAGUUUGUCUGUCCUCACAGGGGAAAAGGAACAAAGAGACCAAACACAUCUCUAAAAAGUACCAGGGAGAUUAAACCUUCUCUGUGAGAGUACUUUCCCCUUAAGCAGUAUUUUAUUCACGUAGGUAUUUUGUAAUUGUAAUGUCGAUGGAGAAGGAGAAUCGUGCUGUAUGUUGAUUACAUAAUAAUGUAUGAUUGUGAGAAUGCUACUGCUUCCACAUGCUUUGAGAAAUACUGAAAUCUGGCAGCAGAUCUUUAACUUCUUGUUACACUGCCUUCUCUGGGGGGUUUCCUUUCAUGCUUUGUUUGUUUCUUUCUUUUUAUGGAGAGAGCUUUGUAAUAAUAUCUAAAUUUUCUGCCGUGUAUUCAACACCAGGUGAAACAGAUAUUAUGCAAAAUUAAGUGGUGCUUGCAAAGGAAUUUCUUACAAAAUAAGGAGAAGCUGGUUACAUUUUGAACUACUGGCAUUGGCACACUUGGCAUAUUUGACCAGGAGCUUACAGGCUCUCUUAAUUGUAAAGAGUGGGCUUUGAGCAAUGUAUUCUUUCUUCCUUUCUUUUUUUUCCAUAAAGUUGAAAAUAUUAUUUAACCAUUUUUAAAAACCAAGAUAAUUAAAAGUAUUGUUUGUGGUUUUUCAGUAAAAGAGAUGAAACCAUUUACAAUUAGCUUAGGACACUGUAGAAUAUAGGGUGUCAAGAACUUUCUGGUUUUCUUUCGUCAGUCGGUAUUAAACUAUAAAGUAAUGUGAUAAUUCCUGUCGUUGAACCAUUUUAAAGAGUCAUAUGAGUGAUGACAGAAAACAAUAAAAUCUACUUGGAACUCC